Molecule: messenger RNA, 2940 nt
Organism: Aspergillus steynii IBT 23096
Lineage: Eukaryota; Fungi; Ascomycota; Eurotiomycetes; Eurotiales; Aspergillaceae
Exons: 1
Coding region: 145-2838 (897 amino acids)
Source: RefSeq, a predicted model, not a curated record
UUUCUUCUCUCUUCGCUCUUCACCCAGAGAGUUUCUCUCGGUCUUCUCUGCCCUCCUUUCUACCGAUUUCUCCCAACUCCUUCCUUUCUUUCUUCUCUACUAUCACCAAAAACCCCGCAACCACCCGUUCAGGGCUUCAUCAAAAUGUCCUCAAGAGCUCUCCCCCAAACCCUCCGCUCCAUCACCGCCAUCAAAAUCGGCGAACUCUCCAAACAGCGGGUCCUGUUUGACAAGCAACGCACCAGGAUUCUGCAGGCCGCCGGGAACUCCCCCGAUCUCCGAUCCAAAGCCCAGGUCUUGCUCGAAGGCGUCACCAAGCUCAAGGGGUUCCCCAAUGAUGCACAUGACAAGGAGGACCUGGAUGUGGACGAGUCGGACCACGAGGGCGACGUGAGGGACGGGUCGGAACGCGCUGCGCACGUCAAUGUUCGUCGGUUCCUGCUGCAGAGUCGCUACGAUCUUUCGGUCUCGGAUCGCAGUCUGAAGGAGUGGGUGGGCGAGCUGGAGAAUGAAGUGCGCUAUCUUCAAUUGCGACAUGAGCAUGCUUCGUUUUACAGUAAGUUGGUCACCGAGUGGCUGGCGAGUCUGGAAGAGGAGCCCGCUGCGGCGGCUGAGGACGGAGAAGGCGAGCCGGUGGGCCGCGCGGAGAUGCACGAGCAGCGCGAGACGUGGGAGAAUUACGUAUUCAAGGAGGCGGACGUGGACAGGGAUGCGAUUAGGGACUAUCUGGAUCGGCUUUUCACCGAGACUGCGUUGUCGAAGCAGGCGUUGAAGGAGCUGCGCGAGAAGAUCAAGUCCUUUGGUACGGAACUCGCGUCCAAGCGGACGUGGAUUACCGUCGACGAGCUGGGAUGGGUCAGCAAGGCGUUGUUGAGAUCGGAUCUGCUGUCGAAGGAGAAGACAAAUAUUCUCAAGGAGUUCAUGCGCAACCCGGCUGUCGCCCAGGAAGUGGCGGACGUGUUGAACAUGCGUCUCGCUGCUCUGGAGAGCUGGAGCUGGCCGGCUGAGGGGAUCCCGGUCGAAAUGCGCCGCCAGCUGAAUGGCAAGUACCGGGUUUUCAUGGAUGAAGAUAUCUUGGACGCUCUCCUGUUCCAGUACCUCGGUGUCAAAUGGGCGGUGACGUUUAGGUUCGCUUUUGAUGCCUUCGUUAACACGCGCGCCUGGAAGAAGCAGAGCCCGAACAUACCCAAGCGCGUCAAGAGGCAGCAGAGCAAGUAUUUCCAUGACACCGGGAGAGGCUAUCAAGGGUCUGGCAUCUACAGUGUGGAAGACUAUCGACUGCGGACGUACAAAUCGAACUAUUUCAUGACCCAGCUGCCUUCGUCUGUGGAGGAGAACGUGCCGGAAUACGGCGACGAAGGUGACGCUGGAUCGACAUAUAGUACAGAGAGGGCCCGCAAGAACGCUCUAGAGACGAAACAUUCCCUCCUCCAUCUCCUGAUCACAGAAUCCCUUAUUCACACCACCCAGUACGGAGAAUUCACGGCCCUUCGGUCGGACUUCAAGUACUUUGGGCCGUCUCUUCCGCACACCACGAUGUUGACCGUGCUGGAAUACUUCGGAAUGCCCCAAAACUGGCUCGAUUUCUUCCGGACCUUCCUUGAGUCCCCCUUGAAAUUCACACAGGACGGACCCGAUGCCGCCACCCAGGUCCGUCGGCGUGGAAUUCCCAUGAGCCACACGCUGUCCGAUUGCUUUGGCGAAGCGGUUCUCUUCUGCAUGGACUAUACCGUGAACAAAAACACGGACGGCGCGUUCCUGUACCGGCUGCACGACGACUUCUGGUUCUGGGGCCACGAGCAGACCUGCGUUCAGGCGUGGAAGGCCAUGACCGAGUUCACCCAGGUGAUGGGUCUUGAAUUCAACGAGGAAAAGACCGGCACGGUGCGACACGCGAAGAAAGAUGAUCCAAAGCAACAAGCCACGCCCAAGACCGACGACUUGCUCCCUGCUGGCGAUAUCCGGUGGGGCUUCCUGAAACUCGACGCGCAGGAAAGCCGAUUCGUCAUCGACCAGGAGCAGGUCGACAAUCACAUCGAGGAGCUGCGGCGUCAGAUAUCUGCCUGUCCCAGCAUCUUUGCCUGGAUACAGGCGUGGAACAGCUACUUCGGGCGCUUCUUCGCCAACAACUUUGGUAAACCCGCCGUCUGCUUCGGACGUAGUCACAUCGACAUGGCCAUCUCCACUCUCAGUCGCAUCGAACGCUCCCUGUUCCCCGACAGCCCCAGUGGCGUCACCGACCACCUGCGCAAGAUGAUUGCCGAACGGUUCGACAUCCACGACCUCCCAGAGGGCUUCUUCUACUUCCCCGUCGAACUGGGCGGUCUGGAGCUCCUGAACCCGUACGUCCCGCUCCUCGCCAUGCGCGAGGACAUCAAGAAGACCCCGCUGGGCCGACUCCACAAGGCGCGCCUGGAAGACGAGAAGGACUACUACGCCGCGAAGGAGGUGUUCGACAAGUCGGGCGGACGGAGGGACAGCGACGAGGAGUCCUCUGCCGAGUUCAUGUCCCUCGCCGAGUACACCAAGUACGCCGAGAGCUUCAGCAUCCCCCUCCUGCAGGCGUACCGCGAUCUCAUCCGCAUCCCGGACGAGGUCGACAUCAACCAGACCCCGAAGCUGCGCGCCAACCAGAUGUCCCUGGGCGAGGACGCCGGAACCCGCAGCGCCAUCUCCGAAGACUGGACCACCAUGUCGCCCUACUGGCGGUGGAUCGCCGAGCUGUACCAGGGCGAGAUGGUUCGGCGAUACGGCGGUCUGGCCGCUGUGAACAGAGAGUUCAUGCCUUUGGGAGUGAUCAAGACUUUGAAGGAGGGAAAGAUGAGAUGGCAGGGCUAGGUUGGGAUAUUGAUUGAUACCCCUUUAUGAAAAUGCAUAUAUUGAUAUGCCAUGUAUGACUAUUUAUGCGUUAUGACCAAUCCUCACUUUUCAUGCUUCGCU